AUGCAGAGCUUCAAGAAUCUCACAACGAUACUUAACUUAAUUGGUGUGACGACAUUGGGUCAAGAAUUUAUGCAAAUACUGGCCGAUAUUGUGAUUAGCUCCUCGAAGGAGCGACGGGUGAAUACAAUUAUAUAUACAAGUCAUGCAAGGGACAAUAUCACUGCGCUAGAUUCCAUAAACAUAUUACACUCACUGACCCAAAACACACGUGAUACAGUAACAUUUCUGCAUAUUGACACCACACCGCCCAUCGAACGUUACAUUAACAAAUUCAAUACGGAACUGCUGAGCAUCGCACAGCUCACGCACAACCGCAAAUUGGAUGAAUGUCUCUUGAGAAAGCUCUGGCAACGGCUUUGGCGCAUUAGACAAACUCGACUUAUACUGCUACUCGACGACUUAGCAAGCUCGGGUUAUGUAAGUAAAAUACUAAGGUUGUGUUUGAGGCAUCAAGUUUUCAAUGUAAUUGUGCUGCAGCCGCACAYAGUUGUGAUGGAAUAUAGCUACUGGACGUUACGCAUAUAUCCCACACAAAUGCCAGUUAAAAGCAGCUUUACGCCACCAGAUUAUCGAGCAAUAUUUCCAAAACAUUUGUCCAAUAUGUAUGGUCAUCCAUUGCGCAUAUUCACGAAAGCUUGGUAUCCGCAAAUUUAUACAUACACGCCCACAGCAGGCGAKSCCACGCUUAGCGGUUUCUUAGGCCGCGCUUUGGUAGAAUAUGCAAAUUUUCACAAUGCCACAAUUGAGCAUCCCAUGAGCACGCAGCGUAAAUAUUUCAGCUAUGUGGAAUUGUGCGCUUACUUCGAGAAUAAGACCAUUGACAUGGGCUCACUACAACUCAUCGACUUCAGUGAUCAUAAUAUCAGUUAUUCGGUAGUGUUUCAACACAUCAAUUGGUGUCUGAUGGUGCCACUGGAGCAGCCACUGCCGAAAUCGUCCUUCUACUUUAAUAUCAUACAAAGUACUGUUAUAAUUUUAUUCAGCUGCAGUUUCAUUGCGAUCAGCUGUUUUUGGAUCURCAUAGCGCGUUGGCAAGCUCAGCCACCGCUGAAAAUAUUGGAGCACUUCAUCAAUAUUCCACUGUUGCCCGGCUUGCUGGGCAUGGCAUUUCAUAUUGACAGGCGCAUUUCAAGCAAACAUAAACUGUUGGUUUGUACUACCUCAUUGGCGGGUGUGAUAGUUGGCACAGCAUACGGCACUUACCUGCACAGCUACAUUGUGAAUGCACCGCCUGGUGCUAGGGUCCAAACAAUUAACGAAUUAUUGCGUCGAGGCAUAMAAGUGGCUGUUAGCGCUGAAGAGCUUGAGUUAAUUAGUAAUAACUUGGAUUUUAGGCAAUAUCUGCAGAAUUUUACCAUCUUUAAUAAUUUCACGGAGCUCCUAUUACUACGUGACACGCUGGAUACCAGUUAUGCAUUUAUGGUGACCGAUAUGUGGGCCAUCUACGAUGAGYUGCAGAAAUAUUUCGCUCGACCGCUUUUUCGCCUAUCCGACAUUUGCUUUUGUCGUAACUACCCGAUGGUUAUUCCCUUGCAGGAGAGUUCAAUGCACCGUCAACCGUUGAAUGAGUUCCUGGCACGUCUACACGAAGCCGGUUUGAUUGAUCACUGGCGGCGUCACAGUUUCUUGGAAUUAUUGGAAAUGGACUGGUUAACUUUGUAUGACAAUGGCACGUAUUAUGAUUUCAAGCCAAUGCAAAUGGCGGACUUACAUGAAAUACUCGCAGCCACGUCUAUUUUGUUUCUGUUGAGUCUCAUUAGCUUUGCGUUUGAGUUUUUUGAAGUGACAAUUUUCAGACUCUAUACUUGGGUUCGGUGUAUAAUACGCAAAAGCUUAACAACGAAGAAAUAA
This is a messenger RNA of Bactrocera latifrons, 1851 nucleotides long. RefSeq lists its product as uncharacterized. The record is from RefSeq and is a predicted model, not a curated record. Bases 1 to 1851 code for a protein of 616 amino acids. NCBI's taxonomy places the organism in Eukaryota, Metazoa, Arthropoda, Insecta, Diptera, Tephritidae. The transcript has a single exon.